AUGCUAGUAGACGAUGUUUCAGAGGUGACACGGAAAGCUCCCAAGUCCGCUCUCGAAACCGUGCGCAUGAUGCGUGAAAAGACGCAGGUCCCCGUACCUGAGGUCUAUAACUUCGACACAGGCAACGACAACCCUCUUUCGGCCCCAUACAUCGUGAUGAGUUAUCAGUCGGGUCGCCAGAUAUGCGAUGCCUGGUAUGAGGAUCGGAAACACGGUGGAAACGUGCGGAUGAACAUUCUCGAGUCCGUUGCGCGAGCGAUGGCACAUCUCUCCUCGAUGCAUUUUGAUACGAUCGGGUCCACAAUCGACGGCGCACAGACUCUCCCACGCGGCCUUGGAUGUGAUCGAUAUCCUGGCUUUAUUCUAAUGGACUUCAAUCCAAUGUAUGGGGCACUCGGAUAUGGGGACCCCACGGCCGAGUGGGAGGACUACCCAAAGCGACCCGCCAAUUUCUGGUUGAAAUACAAGGCAAGGGCGCCCAAUUGGACACAGCAGGUUCCGAAUAUCGAGUUGCCAUAUGGCAUGCGGUACUCGAACCAAGCUCUCGCCACCAGCAGUGUGCCCGCAUUGCCCGACAUCUAA
Ilyonectria robusta is the source of this 582-nucleotide messenger RNA. RefSeq lists its product as uncharacterized. NCBI's taxonomy places the organism in Eukaryota, Fungi, Ascomycota, Sordariomycetes, Hypocreales, Nectriaceae. Bases 1 to 582 code for a protein of 193 amino acids. The record is from RefSeq and is a predicted model, not a curated record. The transcript is spliced from 2 exons.